AUGCGAUUGGUCAGCCUGCAGCAUCACGUACGGAGGGAGGCGGAACCUGAGUCUGAGCACGCCCCAGGCCCGCCUCCUCCCUCUCACCACUCCCACGACUUCAAUGAAAUUAAAAACAAGUUCUUCAAUGAGCUUGGACACCUUCCCAACCACAAGAUUAAACUGCCCAUGUGGGCGACCGGUGCCAUCGUGGUGGUGGUCCUCGCCCUUGUCGCCUGCUUGGCUUUCUGUUUGUAUAAAAAGUGUUUUGGAGGAAAGAAAAAAACAAAGAAAGUGAGAGAGAGAAAGGGCGUGCGAAGGAUGAUGAAAAAGGAGAAAGAUGGAGAGGCGGAAAAGGAAGAGGACAAACAGGAAGAGGAAAAAGAGCAGGAAUUCUUUGGAAAACUGGAAUACUCACUGGACUACAACUUCACUGACAAUCAGCUCAUCGUUGGAGUCCUUCAGGCCCAAGACCUUCCUGCAAUGGACAUCGGCGGCACCUCGGAUCCCUAUGUUAAAGUCUACAUGCUUCCUGACAAGAAGAAGAAAUAUGAGACCAAAGUUCAGAGGAAGAAUCUCUGUCCUGUUUUUAAUGAAACGUUUAUUUUUAAGACCCCCUUUAAUGAUUUGGCCGGACAGACGUUAGUGCUCCAGGUGUUUGACUUUGAUCGUUUUGGGAAACACGAUGUGAUUGGAGAGAUUAAAAUUCCCAUGAACAGCGUGGAUCUGGGACAACCAAUCCACGAGUGGAAAGAUCUGGUGGGAGGUGAGAAAGAAGAGCAGGAGAAACUGGGUGAUAUCUGUAUUUCUCUGCGGUACGUGCCUACAUCUGGGAAACUCACUGUGUGUGUGAUGGAGGCCAAGAACCUGAAGAAGAUGGAUGUCGGUGGUUUAUCAGACCCGUUUGUGAAGGUGGUUCUUCAACACAAUGGUAAACGUCUGAAGAAGAAGAAGACUACGGUGAAACAGAACACACUGAACCCGUACUUUAAUGAGAGCUUCAGCUUCGAGAUUCCCUUCGCUCAGAUCCAGAAAGUGCAGGUUCUGAUCACGGUGUAUGAUUACGAUAAACUGGGCAGUAAUGAUGCCAUCGGAAAGUGCUGGAUUGGAUACGGGGCCAGCGGAGUCGGACUGCGGCAGUGGUCAGACAUGCUCGCCAACCCAAGACGCCCCAUCGCCCAGUGGCACACACUGCUGCCCGAGGAGGAAGUGGAUGCUGCACUGAAGGCACCAAUCCGCUAAUUUUACACACACACA
Neoarius graeffei (lesser salmon catfish) is the source of this 1236-nucleotide messenger RNA. RefSeq names its product synaptotagmin Va (gene syt5a). Gene Ontology annotation, cellular component: synaptic vesicle membrane; dense core granule; axon. The coding region runs from base 1 to 1221 and encodes 406 amino acids. Gene Ontology annotation, molecular function: clathrin binding; phosphatidylserine binding; calcium-dependent phospholipid binding. NCBI's taxonomy places the organism in Eukaryota, Metazoa, Chordata, Actinopteri, Siluriformes, Ariidae. The record is from RefSeq and is a predicted model, not a curated record. Gene Ontology annotation, biological process: calcium ion-regulated exocytosis of neurotransmitter; cellular response to calcium ion; regulation of calcium ion-dependent exocytosis. The transcript is spliced from 9 exons.